GCGGGCCGGGGCCCCGGGCGGGCGGCGCGAGGGCGGGGGCCGGGCGCGCGGCUGAUGAAACCGGCGCCGGAUCCCGCCCGCCUGGCGCCCCAUUCACUCCGCGCGGGCAGGUGUGAGCUGCGGAUCCAGCCGGGCAGGCGGGGCACGCGGGCAGCCGGCACUCCUGACCUCCGCUCCGCUCCGCUCCGGGCCGAGCGUCCGCCAGUCCGUGCGUCCGUCCGUCCGUCCACCCGCAGUCCUGCCCGCAUCCCGCCGCCCACCGCCGCCCGCUCGGAGUCUGAAGCCCCCAUCAGAGCCCUCCUGAGACGUCUUGGCUGCCAGGCCCCAGCAAUUCUCUUUGAGAAGGUGAUAAGGCCUCACAUUCUAUUCCAGACGUGAACAGCACAAUGGGGUGCAAAGUUCUGCUUCGUCUUGGUCACCAGAUGCUGCGGCGGAAGGUGGUGGACUGCAGCCGGGAGGAGAGCCGGCUGUCCCGCUGCUUGAACACCUUCGACCUGGUGGCCCUUGGCGUGGGCAGCACGCUGGGCGCUGGUGUCUACGUCUUGGCCGGAGCCGUGGCCCGUGAGGACGCCGGCCCUGCCAUCGUCAUCUCCUUCCUGAUCGCCGCGCUGGCCUCUGUGCUGGCCGGCCUGUGCUAUGGCGAGUUUGGCGCUCGGGUCCCCAAGACAGGUUCGGCCUACCUCUACAGCUACGUGACUGUCGGGGAGCUCUGGGCCUUCAUCACUGGCUGGAAUUUGAUCCUGUCCUACAUCAUCGGUACGUCAAGUGUAGCCAGAGCCUGGAGUGCGACCUUUGACGAGCUGAUAGGCAAGCCUAUUGGGGAGUUCUCACGGAAGCACAUGGCCCUGAAUGCCCCCGGCGUGCUGGCCGAAAACCCGGACAUAUUCGCUGUGAUUAUCAUUCUCAUCUUAACAGGACUUUUAACUCUUGGAGUGAAGGAGUCAGCCAUGGUCAACAAAAUUUUCACUUGUGUCAAUGUUCUGGUCCUGGGCUUCAUAAUGGUGUCAGGAUUUGUGAAAGGAUCCAUUCGAAACUGGCAUUGCACCCCGGAGGAAAUCCAGAAUGCAUCCUGCCAUCCCUGUCAGAACAAUGACACAAAAGAAGGGAAAGUUGAUAUGGGUGGAUUCAUGCCCUUUGGAUUCUCUGGCGUCCUGUCAGGGGCAGCGACCUGCUUCUAUGCCUUCGUGGGCUUUGACUGCAUCGCCACCACAGGUGAAGAAGUCAAGAACCCGCAGAAGGCCAUCCCUGUGGGCAUCGUGGCGUCCCUCCUGAUUUGCUUCAUUGCGUACUUCGGGGUGUCAGCCGCCCUCACGCUCAUGAUGCCCUACUUCUGCCUGGACAUAGACAGCCCCCUGCCCGACGCCUUCAAGCACGUGGGCUGGGAGGGCGCUAAGUACGCCGUGGCCGUCGGCUCCCUUUGCGCACUUUCCACCAGUCUUCUAGGUUCCAUGUUUCCCAUGCCGCGAGUUAUCUACGCCAUGGCUGAGGAUGGACUGCUGUUUAAAUUUUUAGCCAAAAUCAACGAUAGGACCAAAACCCCAAUCAUCGCCACACUGACGUCAGGUGCCAUUGCUGCUGUGAUGGCCUUUCUCUUUGACCUGAAGGACUUGGUGGACCUCAUGUCCAUUGGCACUCUCCUGGCUUACUCUUUGGUGGCUGCCUGUGUUUUAGUCUUACGGUAUCAGCCAGAACAGCCUAACCUAGUGUACCAGAUGGCCAGAACCACUGACGAGCUAGAUCACGUCGACCAGAAUGAACUGGUGAGCACCAGUGAUUCCCAGACAGGCUUUUUACCAGAAGCAGAGAAGUUUUCUUUGAAAACCAUACUGUCACCCAAAAACAUGGAGCCUUCCAAGUUGUCUGGGCUAAUUGCGAACAUUUCGGCCGGCCUCAUAGCUAUUCUUAUCAUCACUUUGUGCAUGGUGGCUGUGCUUGGAAGGGAGGCUCUGAGCAAUGGGGAGCCAUGGGCGAUCUCUGUGGUGGCAGGAUCUGCUGUCCUCUGUGCGAUGGUCACGGGCAUCAUCUGGAGGCAGCCCGAGAGCAAAACCAAGCUCUCGUUCAAGGUCCCCUUCUUGCCGGUGCUCCCUGUCCUGAGCAUCUUUGUGAAUAUCUAUCUCAUGAUGCAGCUGGACCAGGGCACGUGGGUCCGGUUUGCAGUGUGGAUGCUCAUAGGCUUUGUCAUCUACUUCGGCUAUGGGCUGUGGCACAGCGAGGAGGCGUCCCUGGCCACUGACCAGGCAAGGACUCCUGACGGCAAUUUGGACCACUGCAAGUGACAUGCAGCCCCGCUGGCCAGAGUUGGUGGCAGCUCCGAAGGAUGUCUCCAGAGGACCUGGCAGCACCUCACUCUAUCCACCAGUGUAACAGGAACCACCCACGUCCACGACACCCCCAGUGCCACCAAAGGUGCAGCUAACUGAACUGCAGCCGCAGCCAGCGCCUGAGCCUCCUCCAGACAGCUCCCUGGCCAGGGCCACAUGGCUGUGGUUGGCCGUAUAUCUCCUCACUUCCCUCUGAACAAAGAAAACAGCCCUCUCCUCGCCAGCCGGCACCUUGCUGCUGCAGCCCCAGGCAGAGGGGAGGUCACCUUGCCUCCCUCCCUGGCGACUGCUCUGGUAUUGCAGACCUACAUACUCCAGACCUUCAGUAGCCAUUUCCCCCUUAGCCCCAAACAGCUGGCCAUAGAUGCAAGAUGAGUACCACAAAACAGUAUGUCCCAGCAGUGCUGCCCCCGAGCCCAGUGACAGCAGUUCAUCAGAAGAGGAACAGGGCUGUUUGACUUUCCCCACCCCCGCCCUCUAAGUUGCUUCCGGAUGGGGUUGUUAGGACUGGGCAUCUCUCCGCAGUGCCCUCUGAGCAGGUUUGCGCUGGCACCGCUACAGACCCCUCCCACCGCAGGCUGCAAGACUGAGGGGAGGUGGUUCGUCCCAGGCACAAAAGACAGGAGGCUCCCGGGGGGAACGAAGGCUUGUCAGGGGAGGGCUGGCCGUGCCUGCGCGCAUGCCCAUAGACCAGGGGACAUUCUCCAGUCCCGUUCCCCGGAGGCCAGGAGCAGUUCCUGCUGCUUCUGGCACCUGUCACUGCUGGCCAUGUGUCCUGAGUAACUGGAAUACGAGACUGUAUGUAUUCACGUAGGACUAUCCUCAGAAGAGUUUCAAACUCUGUCUUCUGUGGGUCUUUACCAUUCACUAAGUCUUGCCCUCUGGUGCUUACGCAUCAGUCUUUUGGGUCUUAUAAGGUUCUCAAAGCAGGUGGCAGCUCAGUCUGCGGUUGACCCUUCUGCCCCCUGACAUGGUCUGUCUGAAUCCUCCUGUUAGUUGUUGUGAAUCACUCCACCAGAUUAAGUUGGGGCUUAACCUUAACUUGGAAAAUGGCCAAAUAAUGACUGCAUACCAUUGGCCCGAGGGUCAGGGUGUGCGGUCUGCAUGGGAGGCAACUUGGAGUCCUGUUGCUCUUGUGUUUCUGUGGUCCAAAGGCUGCAGAGACCUCAGUGUCCUUCUGUGGCUCCUGUCUGCACCCUGCACUCCGUCCCCUCCUCUGCAGCUGGGUGGGGCCCGGGACCAACACCAUUUUCACACACUCCUUGUAGAUUGAAGCCUGCGGGAAGGAAGCUGAUGGAGCCUCACUUCCAUUCAGAGUGUCACUGGGGAGCCCACAGGGCCUGCAUUGGCCACGUGUGAGGGAGGCCAGCAUUUUAGACGCCACAGAGAAGUGACCGCUGCUUUUGAAGCUUAGACUCCUGUUUCUUUCCUGCCUGGCCGUUGAUGCAAAUCCGCUAGAAAGAAACUCGAUCAAUUGAUGGCACUUGUUUUUCCCUUCUGUUCCAGGAGGUUCUUGGAGAGAUGCAGGCGUUAGUGAAACUGGCCUGAGGGUUUGGCUCAGUGGCAGAACUCUUGCCCAGCAUGCGUGAGGCCCUGGGUUUGAGCCCCAGCACCACACACAAAAAAAUUAGAAACAAUUAAUGAAGCAGCUAAAAGACCAGGUCAGCCAAUGGACCCAGUGGCCAAGGGCUGGGCAUUUGUGCCCAGUUCUGACCACUUGCUGGAAGCUUUAUUCCAAAUAGCAUCUGUGAAUGAACCAGAGCGAGUAUCCUAAGACCCUGAGAGUUGGGUUUCCAAAGAAAGGUAUUUAAGUUUAUGUAGAUUGGUGCUGUAAAAUAUUUUGAUAAAUAUUAACUUAUUUUGUUGGGGGUUUUAGUUGUCUGUUGUCUUCUUAGGACCUCUUAGGUAUUUGUUUGCCUGAUUUUUUUUUUCCCUGUUAUUUUUUCCAUAUAGGCAAAGAGAAUGUACAGGAAUGAGGGUGAGCAAUGAGGUGGUAGGGAGAAGACAUUCUUUUUUCUUUUAACUACUUUUCUGGCUGAAAUUUUUGUGUAAGACAGUGUCCAAUGGUCUGUGCCAGUUGACGUGUCAGCCGGCAGCCUGUAUCAGUCAUCUGUCUACACGGUGGAGAGGGGUAUUUUGGGGUUUGAUCGUCCACAGUCUCCCAUCACAGGGACAUGCUGACAACUGCAGAUUUAUCCUCCUUUCCACAAUCAGAUACUUGGGUGCCACACAGUAGCUCACAGGGACCGGGCGGUGGGGGGAUUGUGGUGCCCCUGUACCCUCUCCCUUGUUGGAGGAAAAACUUCUCUGUCAGAAGAGGACACAUAGGAUGACUUGCAUGAAUAAUAGUUCAUUGCUUUUAUUAAGAUUGUGUGCAUUUGCCAGGGGACUUUCAUGUGUGACAGAGGCAGUGAUAUAUGCAGUGGUAUUUGGACUUUUCCUUAUAACAUCCCUCAUUCCUUCCCCUGAAAUUAAAAAAAAAAAAAAAAAAAAAGAGGGAGAAAGAACCAAUAGUUUCACAUCUCUUAACCCCUGUCCAAAUAAGAAUACCAUUCUCAGUUUCAGGACUUGGGCGGUAUUUACCUACAGUCAGGACUUGCUUACAUUCUAAAGACACACCCAUCCUGCAGAAUACUCUGUCCUCUCUUAUUGUGCACCAGUCCCAGAUAGUCACUUUGGAAAGACGCAUUUUUAAUGAGUAAGCACCCUUCCUUGUACCAGGCGCAAAUUCAUGAAGAAGCCAAUGGUGGGAACCCACAGGAAUUCUGCAGAAGAGUAGGGGUGAGGGGUGACUCCCAAGCAGGGUGGGAGACCCCGGUGAUGGGGUGGGACAACAGCUAGCUCCUGAGUGUCCCCAUAGUGGGGAGGAGACGAGAGAAAGGGACUCAGUCUGCACACAUGCCCAUAAUCCCUGUCCACGCCCUGAGGCAGACAUUUGUGGGUUGGACACACUGUUUCAAUCCGAGAGGGAAAACUGGUGUACUCCCCUCUCCUGGGCCAUCUCAGAAAGCCGCUAAACUUGCAUUGUUAGAAGUGCUCAGAGCUAUCCCCACUUUGGGGUUUGGUUUUUGCAAAAGCAGAAACUCUUUCCAUUGGUUCCCUUUUCUCUAUCUGGCAGUCGGUCACCUAGUCCCAAGUGCUGAAGCAGUGGUUUGGGCACCACAGGUCACUCCCCUGCCUGUGGCCUCACCCACCUUCCUGACCAAGGCCCUGUGCACCCCUCCUGCACCCUUGGCAUGCCGCGCAGGGUCGCGGAGAAGACCUGCAGCCUGCCCUGCGCCUCGCUGCACUUCAUGCAGGAGCUGGGAGCCUCCUAACGUGGUGAGGCUUGGAGACAGCUGGGAGUGCUGGACAGGAGACUGGGUUCCUGGGGCAAGUGUGGACAUGCCCCGCAGAGGCCCCACCAGCCUUCCAGGCAAGGACCUGCAUUGCUAGACACACAGGGCUGGCGCUGGAGUGUUCCUGGCUCCCCACGGGGCCUGCCUUGUCUGACUUGAAUGUGUUGUGUUUACUGACACUUUUCUUGCUAAUAGGAGCUGACAGUUCUGUUGGCACCGAAGAGCCAACGCCAUAAGUAAGGACACCAAGUGUCAGGGCACCCGUCCUCGGGUGUGUUGAUGGAGGGUGGAGGAGGGUGUUCAGAUCCACACUCUGGUGAGCUGAACUCCCAGGACGGGAGUUGCUGGGCAGAGGAUGUGUGGUGCUUGUGCGAAACUGUUACAGAGUUCAAGUUCAGAUGGAACGGAGUAUAUGGUGUGUAGAAUUGUGCGUGAUUCAAACCCCAUCUGUUUGCUGUCAAAACGAGUGUCUACGUGAGGCUCCCAAGGGAGAAGGACAUCUUGUCAGACUCUGCGGGGAGUCAUGAGAUGCUUCACUGAGGCAGGGGUGCAAGAUGCUGCACUCCAGGUGACGUGAUGGUUAUGGUGCCUCAUGGAUUCUUACGACAAAAAGUCACCCAGCUUUCAUCUUCGUCACUCUAAUCCAGAGCCUAUUUGUGCCCAUUGCUUCAUUGAACCACAGGCUCUCUUCCCAGAGGGACCUGGCGGGGCCAAGGGGCUCUGGGCACAGUCACCAAGGAGCCCUCCAGGACUGUCCUGUUAACAGUUGAACUGCCUGCCGGUUGAAAACCCACGUGAGACGAGAGACCUUGUUCAAGCGGAUGUUCUCAGGGUAUUGAUGUGUCCAGCAGGGUCAGGGAGCAGGGCUGGGAAGACACAUUCAGACUUUGUUAAUUUAUUAACAAGGUAUAUAAUUUCGUGUUUCUUGAUGACAAACUUUUUCAGUUUGGGGACUUAUUUUCCCAUUUGAGAAGUUAUAUAUUUAAGAUACAUUUCCUGCUUCCGUUGUGCCUUUCAGCUUCAAUGGGUUUAAGGAUCACAAAGGGUCAUGAUACUAAUGAGGGUUGGUUUAUUAUCAAACCUGAAUAGCUGUGGUUUCUCCAGUAAGUUCUUCUCUUCUACUGAAUAUGGAGCCAUUACAAAAGAGUUGUGUGUUUUUUAUUAUGUAAAUUGUAUGAUAUUUUUUGCUUGUUUGAUGUUCUAUUUUUCUAAUAGUUUUCUUAUAGUUUCUUAUAAUGGUGAUAUUAGAUUUAGAUUCUGAUGCAAACUGCAAAUCAGGUUGGUCUCUGCUGGGCCCCUCCUGUUUUCUUAUUAUAUUUUAUUUUAUUUUAUUUUAUUUUAUUUUAUUUUAAGGACAAGUGCAGGUGUCAUCUAUCACCUUUAGAAAAAAUGUGAAACUGCUCUGUUUUUUCUUUUUGCUGACUACACUGUACAUUGACAACUUCCUACCAUACUUUAUGUUGUAAAAUCAAACUAUUUUGUGGUACAUUAUCUCAUGCUUCUGCAAAUUCUAAUAAAAUUCUGUCUAUGGCUUCUA
This is a messenger RNA of Sciurus carolinensis (gray squirrel), 7196 nucleotides long. It is a transcript of the gene Slc7a1, whose product is annotated as solute carrier family 7 member 1. The record is from RefSeq and is a predicted model, not a curated record. Gene Ontology annotation, cellular component: plasma membrane. Lineage: Eukaryota; Metazoa; Chordata; Mammalia; Rodentia; Sciuridae. The transcript is spliced from 13 exons. The coding region runs from base 387 to 2276 and encodes 629 amino acids. Gene Ontology annotation, biological process: transmembrane transport; amino acid transport. Gene Ontology annotation, molecular function: amino acid transmembrane transporter activity.